GAAUGAAAGGAAGAGCAGAAACAUAAACAAACUAAUUUCACCGGUGCACAAAAUUGUUUAGAAUGUGUGGUAGUGUACAAGCUGGAAAGUUUAUGCUUGUAGUAAUUUCAGAAGCAAAAAUAUGUAAAGUGACGUUGACAUGAUUGCCUCUGCCUAUUUGGGAUUUUUGUAAAAAAUUAAAUUAAAAAGAAUUGCUUCGUCAAAAAAGAUGCUGCUUUUAAGUCUAGUGACAUUGUUGUCACUCGUGCUGAAUGGAGUUUUGGCUGAAAUUGCUUUCCAGAAACCAAAAAUUUUAAUUGUCACUUUGAUUCGCAACAAGGAACAUACACUGCCGUAUUUUUUUUCUUUUCUCGAAAGUUUGGACUACCCGAAAGGUCGGAUCUCUCUAUGGCUUCGCUCCGAUCACAACCAGGAUAGAAGUAUUGAUAUUACCAAAACAUGGUUGAAAAAAGUUUCCCGGUACUAUCAUAGUGUGGACUUUGGUUACCGGAGCGACGAAGAAAUGCGUCCCGACGAAGGUAGUGCUUCUCAUUGGUCCGAACAACGAUUUGCGGAUGUAAUUCGGCUGAAGCAGGAAGCCCUCGAUAAAGGCAGGAAAAUUUGGGCCGAUUUUGUUUUGUUUCUCGAUGCGGAUGCAUUCAUUACAGAUUCACAAGCUCUAUCCAAACUAGUUGAUCUAAAUUUGCCGAUCGUGGCGCCAAUGCUUCUGUCCGAUGGCCUGUAUUCUAACUUUUGGUGUGGAAUGACAGCUGAUUAUUACUAUCAGCGAACCGAUCAGUACAAGGAAAUCCUUAAUUAUGACAAAACCGGUCAAUUUGCUGUUCCAAUGGUACACAGUGCAAUGUUGGUGAACAUUAACGUGUUACAGUCGGUGAAUUUAACUUUUGAUCCAAGAAAACUACCACCAGGGCAAUAUGACGGACCACUAGAUGAUAUCAUCGUUUUUGCGAUGUCCGCUAAAUAUAGUGGAAUACCGAUGUAUAUUUCGAAUGCUCUUGUCUACGGUUACUUACUAGCACCUCUGGAGCAAGGAGAUGCGAUUGAAAAAGAUCUGGAACAGUUGACCAAUAUCAAACUAUUCAUCAUCAAUCAAUAUGGAGCUCUCAAUAUCAAGGAAGAUAUGAAAUCCUUUGUAAAAAGUUCGCCAAAAAACAAGUUAGAUUUGUCCCACAUUUAUAUGAUAAAUUUGGAAAGACGAUCCGAACGACGUAAGAAAAUGCUAAACAAUUUCGAUGAACUAGGUUUGGAGGUGGAAUAUUUUCCGGCUGUCGAUGGCAAGAAACUGACUGACGAUGUUCUCCGUGAAAUAGGCGUAAAAUUUCUACCAGGAUACGCGGAUCCAUUUCAUCAGAGCAGACCAAUGACCAUGGGCGAAAUCGGUUGUUUUCUCAGCCAUUACUAUAUCUGGAAAAAAAUAAUCGAACUCAAGCAAGAAGAAGUAUUGAUUUUAGAGGAUGAUAUUCGGUUCGAGCCGUACUUCAGCAGACGUGUUUAUCAACUUCUAAACGAAGCUCGAACUAUCGGAGGAUGGGAUCUAAUUUAUUUUGGUCGUAAACGGUUGCAAGAAGAGGAUGAAAAAUGGGUAGACGGAUCUAAUACAAUGGUCAAAGCAGGGUACUCGUACUGGACUUUGGGUUAUUUAGUGUCAUUGAAAGGAGCGAAGAAACUUCUCGAAGAAAAACCUCUUGAGAAGUUAGUUCCAGUGGAUGAAUAUAUUCCCAUAAUGUUUGAUAACCAUCCAAAUGAUUCAUGGGCAAGGCAUUUUAAUAACAGGAACUUGAUUGCUUGGAGUGCAGCACCAUUAUUGCUCUAUCCAACUCAUUACACUGGGGAUGAUGGGUACAUUUCGGACACUGAGGACUCGAUAAGAAUUGACAAUGUCUUAAAGGUUAGCAAUAAUACAACGGACAUUUUGAUUGAGAAGAAAGGAGACAAAGAACAGCUAAAUAGCAAUUUGUUGUUCGAUUCGUCCGUAACUAAGGACGAUACUGAGCUGAGUGUUAAAAAUAGGAGAAAUGAACUAUGAAAUAACACGAUAAAAACAAAUCAAACGAAAGUUCAAAAUGAUUUUACUGCGACAUCGCACAAAUGACAGUAUAGCGCAAAUUAAAAUGAUAAGAAGAAAACAAAUGGGUUCUAUCGACUUUCUGAGAGCAAUGAAAUUAUUACCAAAUAUGAUGUGCCUUAUUAUACGAGUUUAGUUAAUUUUAAUAAAUUUUUAUAACCGAACAUUAAAA
Malaya genurostris is the source of this 2237-nucleotide messenger RNA. Its product is annotated as glycosyltransferase 25 family member. Gene Ontology annotation, molecular function: procollagen galactosyltransferase activity. The coding region runs from base 209 to 2026 and encodes 605 amino acids. Lineage: Eukaryota; Metazoa; Arthropoda; Insecta; Diptera; Culicidae. The record is from RefSeq and is a predicted model, not a curated record. The transcript is spliced from 5 exons.